Pelodiscus sinensis (Chinese soft-shelled turtle) is the source of this 2557-nucleotide messenger RNA. Lineage: Eukaryota; Metazoa; Chordata; Testudines; Trionychidae. The record is from RefSeq and is a predicted model, not a curated record.
UGAUGAGCUUUCGUGGGCCAGACCCACUUCCUCAGAUCAAAUAGUGGAAGAAAAUAGUCACCGGCACUGCUCUGGCAGCCAGUGGACUUUCUGCAGAAAGGAUCCUGAUUGGUGCCCUUUAUGAUACUGAUACUGCUACCUCAAGCUCAUAUUGGGCUGGCAGCCUUCAAUUCAGCAAAACACAAGGCAUCCUUGUUUGUGGGAAUUAGACUGGGUAAUUUAAGACUGUAAAGAUCAGUAGUUUGUCUGAAGGAGGAAUAUUGUCCAAGAUUGCAGUUGAUUUUGAACUGCAGGGUAAUUAAGGAGCUACCAUUUACUGAAUCAUCCCAGAAAGCAGAGGGCUGGUUUGUUUUUAACUGUGUAUGCUCCACCCCUUCAUAGAACCAUAGAGCUGGAAGAGACCUUAGAACACCAACAAGUCCAGCCCCCUGCCCAAGGCAGGACCGAUCCCAAUUAAAUCAACUCAUUAAAGAGCUGGAAUGUUUUGGUGGGGCAAGAGGGGAUUUAAUAAAGUCUACCUGCUUUUGACUUCACAGAAGGAUAGACCUAAGUUUGGAUCUCCCUGAUAUGGUUACCAGGUCGAAAGGAUGAAGAACAAUACUUUGUAGGGCUCUCUGCAAAUGGGCUACCUAAUGUUUCUGAGAAUCUUCAUUCAGUUACAAAAGAGCAGAACUUUGGAUAGAUUACAGAUGUCACAAUAUCAGCGAUAUUGUAGGAUCGUAUCCUAUCCCCAAUUUGUGCCUUCCCUGUUGCAUGACCAUAUUCAGCUUUUGUAAGUACACUAAUAGGAGUCAUCCACAUUCUUCAGUGAGAUGGUCUCCUGCAUUUUGCUGUUUCAUUAUACUACUGCAUUAAUUCCUUUAUCCAUUUUGCUUGGCUGCAUCUUUCCCUUUCCCAGAUUUCCUUGCACCUAAUAUCCUGCAUCUAAUGAUCUGAUCUACUUGCUGUCAUUUGCUUUUUGGAUGGUUUUAAAUUUUCUAGUGACUGGCUCUGAUGACACGAUUUCUAGCAUUGUUUUCUUUGACGUUCCUGAAGAGUUCUAUGUCAUUCUCUUGCUUUGGAACUUCUCACUUCAAAGUAAAUCUGACACAAAUUAACUGUGUGUGUUAGAAUCCUGCUGUAUGGAUUGAAUCUGAUCGCAUUAUCCUACAUGAAGAAGCCUGGGAUAAAUUGAAAAAUAAAAAUAAACGAAUACUUCUAGCUUGGAAAGAGCACAGUCUGUAUAGCUGACUAAAUUCACUCAGCAAGGACAAGGGCCAAAUUGUUCCCUGAUUUAAGACCCAAUCUGAUUCCUUAUUAAAAUCCAUUUGAGUCUUUCCAUUGACUUUAGUGGAUGUUGGAUCAGGCUUUUAAAAGACUUAACAUAAUCUCUCUUUAUCCUUUGAUGUCAAAAUGCUUCACAAAGUUAUCUUUGUUAUACUGCUAAUAUUUGUAUUAAAAUCUGCACCAUUGCACUGGCGUGAGAACUAGGGCAGAGUUUGGUUCCCUGUGUUAAGCAGCAGAGAUAAUGUUACCCAUAUGUGUUCAUGCACACUUUCUGCCUUUUUCCUCUCCUGUUCUGUUUAGAUGUGAUAGUUGAUGUUCCUGGCCAUGGGAAAGUGGUGGUCGAUAUUGGAUAUGGUGGUGCUUUCUAUGCCUUUCUCAGUGCUGAGAGAUUGGGCUUAGAUGUUUGCUCUUCAGCGACUAAGGAUCUUGUAGAUGCAGCAAGUGCAGUAACAGAAGCAGUAAAGAGACAGUUUAAACUUCAUCACCCUGACAGCGAAGAGCUUGCUUUCCUUUACGGCACUAUUUUAACAGAUGGAAAAGAUGCAUUUAAUGAGGAGCCAACAACCAACAUCUGUGUGUUUGCAGAUGCACAGGUCGACCGAAGUCCUACAGGCUCAGGUGUGACUGCCCGCAUUGCCUUACAAUACCAUAAGGGACUCAUCCAGAUGAAUCAGACCAGAACCUUUAGAAGCAGCUCAACUGGUUCCUUGUUCACUGGAAAAGCAGUGAAGGAAGCAAAGUGUGGUGACUAUAAUGCUGUUGUAGUAGAAGUCUCAGGAGAAGCCUUUUAUACUGGAACAGCAACUUUCGUUGUUGAAGAAGAGGAUCCACUGAAAUAUGGAUUUUCUGUAAAGUAACCUUUGCCAUCAUUCAACUGCCAGCUUUUAAAUAGUACCCAAUAUUGAAAAGAUUAUCUUUACAGUCUGUGAGGGAGGAAAAUAUAAACACACCAGAUUUACUUAGCUCCUAUUUUCCUGAUAGACUGCCGUGUCUGUGGAUGGUUUAAAACAAGUUCAUUUAAAUAUCCUAGAGCAGGGCUAAAAACUCAUGGUGGUAUGACUGUAUUACAAGUACAGAUCACAAGCCACAUUAUUCUGUAGUGAUUAGUAUGUAUUAUACAAGUCCAUGUCUGAUUUGAACCUGAAUUUACCAUUACAUUCCAAAUGCUAGAUGGUAAAUAAUGCUAAGCUUGAAGGGGUUAUUUCAAAUGUAAGUGCCUCUUGUAAAGACAUUAUAUUUUACAUUCUACUUUAGUGGACGAAUUCUAUUAAAAUGCAGUGGUUUAACUUCA